This is a messenger RNA of Ceratosolen solmsi marchali, 1776 nucleotides long. RefSeq names its product Glycoprotein-N-acetylgalactosamine 3-beta-galactosyltransferase 1 (gene C1GalTA). Gene Ontology annotation, cellular component: membrane. The record is from RefSeq and is a predicted model, not a curated record. Gene Ontology annotation, molecular function: N-acetylgalactosaminide beta-1,3-galactosyltransferase activity. Bases 443 to 1525 code for a protein of 360 amino acids. The transcript is spliced from 5 exons. Lineage: Eukaryota; Metazoa; Arthropoda; Insecta; Hymenoptera; Agaonidae.
AUUUACGUUAUUUGAAAGUAUUCUUGAUAAAUGCGACUCCACCUUAUCUCUAUAACACAACACUUUCAACCAUUUCCACUGAUAUCAAAUAGCUUUGUAAGAAUGAAAAUUUCUGUUGCAUGCUCGUCAUUCAGUAGCGAAUACACAUCGGUUUAACUAGUCUUAAAAAAUUAAACCUAUGUAUUCACAUACAAUAUAAAUCAUUUUCAUUGCAUUUCAGCAAAUCAUAAAAUAUAUUAUUAUAACAAAACGACGCAUUUUUGCUAUCGAUAAAGAAGCUGCAUACUUUUAGUCUUUAUGUUAUUCUAAAGAUAAUUUACUAUAAAUACAAGUCAUCAAGGGACAAAUUAUCAUCUUUAUUAUAUAUAUCAUUAUGAGUCACAGCAAUCGAGUAUUAUUUGGAUUACCGAAUUCGUCAACCCGCGCAUUCAACGAUUGAGAGAUGCUGUCAGUGGCAAAGAAAUCGCGAGUUAAUAGUCGAUUGGUCUUAACAUUAGCAGCUGGUUUGGUUUGUGGAUUCCUUUCGGCAUGUCUUCUCAUCAAUGUAACGAGGGAUAUGUCCCAUAUGAUUUACUGGUUUCCGAGUGUUUCCCAUCGAGAUCCUCAUCACUAUUCUCAGCUGGAGAGAGAGGCUGGACCGAGUGUCGAGGUCUCGUUCCAUGGGGCCGAUGAAGAUUUUCACAAGGGCGAGGACAAGCUAGCUCUAGAACUAGCCCAGAAGGUGCGAGUUCUCUGCUGGAUUAUGACAGGUCCAAAAAAUCAUCAAACCAAAGCGAGACACGUGAAGGCGACAUGGGGAAAACGCUGUAACAUCCUAUUAUUCAUGAGUUCCGAAGCAGAUCCUAGUCUACCAACUGUGGUAUUACCAGUAAAAGAGGGUAGAGAUAAUCUCUGGGCGAAAACCAAAGAAGCAUUCAAAUAUACGUAUGAAAAAUACAAAGAUAAAGCCGACUGGUUUCUGAAAGCUGACGAUGAUACGUUUGUCAUUGUGGAGAACCUGCGCUACAUGUUGUCGGCUCAUUCACCCUCGGAGCCACUGUACUUCGGUUGUCGCUUUAAGCCGUUCGUGAAACAGGGUUACAUGAGCGGCGGCGCUGGCUACGUCCUUAGCAGGGCGAGCCUCGCGAGGUUAGUGGAGAUCGGCCUGCCGAACCGCACUCUCUGUCGCCAAGACGCUGGGGGCUCCGAGGACGUGGAGAUGGGCAAAUGCCUCGAACGCCUAGGCGUCCGAGCUAUGGACACGCGCGACCCCCACGGACGAGGCCGUUUUUUCCCCUUCGUGCCGGAGCACCAUCUUAUACCCAACCACGUCGACAAGGAUUUCUGGUACUGGAAGUACAUCUACUAUGAGACGAAGGACGGCUUCGAUUGCUGCUCUGAUAGCGCCGUCUCCUUUCACUACGUCAGCCCCAACAUGAUGUAUGUCCUUGAGUACCUCAUCUAUCACCUGCGACCCUAUGGUAUAAGCCACAAGGUCGAGGAGAUCAACUCGGGCAGCACCGGCAGGCGCCUCAUCAACCGAUGACGAUUCUGCUUAUACAAGACCUUCCGUUAAGCCCUAUCUAUUUGUCCUCCAUUGCGUUUAAUCGUAACAGAGGCUUUCGAUACCUAGUCCGCCGAACGACUCCGCGACCGUCGCUUUCAUUUUGCGUUGCCAUUGGCGCGAUUCGCUUCAGGAAAUAUCGUCGCCACUAAAGCGAGCCUUGCGAUCUCUUUUGGCCUGCCCCGUUCAUUAUAUAAAUCGAAACUUAUUUAAAGGUUUUAAUUAGAUCACCC